AUGUCUCCUGCAUCAAAGUCCAAGUCUAAGGAAAAAAAGGCUGGAAAGGAUUCCCAAAAGACUCCUCCAAAGCCUUCUGUACCUGCUAAUGCAGGCAGUGGUGUAGCAGCUAGUGCAUAUAAUCCUUUGUCAGGAACAUUUCAUUCUCUUGACUCAGUACCAUCAUCCUCUGCUUCACCUCUUCAGAAUAAUGGCCGUUUCCGGAACAUUGAAGAGACAGAUGAUCAUUCUGGGGGUUCUCUUGGAGCUGGUGUUGAAUAUGAUUCCGUUUCUAACAAUGGUAGCUGGUCUGGUGAGUCUGAAGAUCAUCAUAAAGAGAAAACAUCUAAUCCUCCCUCUCGACAGGAAGCAAUACCAGGAGCUGACAAUGACAAACGAGAAAAAAUUCGCCAGAAGAAUGAGAGGAAACAUCAGCGCCAGAAAGAGAGACGAGCUCAGGAAUUGCAUGAGCGAUGCAGUGGCUAUCUCAUGUCAAGAAAGCUUGAAGCACUUGCUCAGCAGCUCGUGGCAAUGGGAUUUUCUCAUGAACGGGCAACAAUGGCUCUUAUAUUGAAUGAAGGCAAAGUAGAGGAAUCUGUAGCUUGGCUGUUUGAAGGGGGUGAAGAUGCAGAUAAACAUAGAGAAUCAACUGUUGGUGGGGGGAAUCUUAAAAUUGACAUAUCAGAAGAGCUUGCUCAGAUUGCUGAUUUGGAAAUAAGAUACAAAUGUAUGAAGCAGGAGGUGGAAAGAGCAGUUGUUGCUGCUGAGGGUGACCUCCAGAAAGCAGCAGAAGCUUUAAGAGCAAUGAAACAGGACUCACCUUCAGCUCCGCCUAAGCCAGAAGAAACUGAUGAUCCUCCAACUGCUGGUAAUAUGAAGGUGCUAGUGGGAGCUGGUCAGGGCUUGGCAGGAAGGCCACAACCAAAACUGAAUCCCUCUCCUGCAACACAGCAACGUAGAGAUGAAAAGGAUUUUAACUACACAAAAACAGCUGGAGCAGUUGGAGGACCUUCAGAACCUGUGAAUAAAAAUUUUCAGCCUUUGAAGAGAAUACAACCAAAGUCGGAGUGGGCAAAACCCCAACAAACAGCAGUUCCAGUUGAUAGAAGGUGGCCAAAUGUGGGGUCAAAUACUUCUUAUUCCCUGACAUCACCUCCGCCAGCAAGAACAGAAACCAGUUAUGUGGUUGUUGGCAGUGAAUUUAAGAGCAUUCAACCAUCACUUAGAGAACCUAUUAUAAUGAUGCAGCGUCCCCAGUCUGUAAAUACAAAGCAGAUUAUAGCUACAAGCACAAGCAUAAGCUCAUCUCCUCCCACAGCCAGCAGUUGGUUUCCAACUGGUAGUGUUGAAACUGUGAAGUCCAAUGGGUUCAUCCCCCAUAUUCCUAGCACUAGAAGUCUCAGUCCCAACAAUCCGAGUUCAAAUCAGAUGUACCACCCACUUCAUUAUCAACAACAACAGCAACACUUCACACCCACCGCUAGUCUAGGAGAUUCUCCCGGGACCAGUCGAGGGAACAGUUUAUGGAAUAGAACAGGUGCAUCACCAGCACUUGCUGCUGCAUCUUCUCUAGGACUUUUCUCUGGCUUGGGUUCAACUGGUUCAUCAGGGGCCUCUUCUCCUGUUGACUGGAGCUCUGGUAGCUCGAUGGCACAGUUGGACUAUUCCAACAUUGAUUGGAGUUUGGACCGAAGUUUGGCUUCUCCAAGGCCUGGCGGUUUGUGGCUGGGAUUGACAUCAUCUUUGAAGAACACCCACAUAUAUGAUCCAAACACCAGUGGAUUGGGUUCUACUCCUGCCGUGAGAUUGACAACCCCUAAUGGUAAUGGUGUUCCCAUUGUUGGACUGCAGGAUGGUGGAGCGGCUCCGGCUGAAACAUCUGCUGCGGGUUCUCGCGAAUGGACUUCACCAUUUGAAGGGAAUGAUCUUUUUACAUUAUCCAAACGGUUUGUUUCUUCUCCUUCACUGUAGGGUGGGGGAAAGACCAAAUGAAUAAAAAAAAAUGAAAAAAAGGACAAUGUGCUUGGAUUUGGUGUUAGUGUUGGUUCUUGUGGUUCUUUGCAAUGUUGAUGGUUGGUGCAUAUCUUUCAUUUACCAAAGCACAACCCAAGUCCCCUUCAAUUUUCCCU
Molecule: messenger RNA, 2108 nt
Organism: Rubroshorea leprosula
Lineage: Eukaryota; Viridiplantae; Streptophyta; Magnoliopsida; Malvales; Dipterocarpaceae
Source: the annotation of a GenBank genome assembly